Molecule: messenger RNA, 2997 nt
Organism: Sphaeroforma arctica JP610
Lineage: Eukaryota; Ichthyosporea; Ichthyophonida
Exons: 6
Coding region: 1-2997 (998 amino acids)
Source: RefSeq, a predicted model, not a curated record
AUGGCUCUAAGUAUUCUGUCUAUAUAUAGUCGAGUAGCAGCACUGGCUAACAGUGCGCCUAUGCUUGAAGCUUUGCCUCUCUUGCUCGGUCUACUGCCACACAGCGACGAAGACUUGGACGACGUAGAUGCAAACAUGGCAGGCAGGAUGCAGGACGAUACGCUUGAGUGCAUCCUUGGAGUGGUAACUACUAGUGCAGGCGCUUCGCUCCUGGUGCAGCAAUACGGGUCUCCUUUGCUCCGGUCGAUUAUGGUGCUAGCGGCACAGGACAUCACCACACCGUGCGUCGCCGACAUUCUAGAUCGUCUGUGUGCAUGCGAAAUCAAUCUGUUCACGAGCGUGCCUGCGUCAGAGAGAGUGUAUAUCCGCGACAGUUUUGUGCCAAAACUGGCCGAGCAGUUUCACACUAGACAAGACGCCUAUAAGUUUCGUCUAUGUCGAAUCUUGGAACGUAUGCUGUCUGCAUUCACUGAUUGCCACGUGCUCAUUGGCGACGGAGACGUCGCGCAGAGCGUCACUGUACGGCACAUUCGCUGUGGUUUGCGAAGUCUUCUCACAAAUAAACUGGACGCGGCCAACCGCAAGCACGCGCUGGGACUCGCAGCGGUCAUGAUGCGCUGGAGUGGGGGGGUGCAGUGGAUAUUCACUGACCCAAACGAUGAAGUAUCGGUACCGGUACAAACUGGGGAUAAAGGACAGGACAAGGAGAGUGUGGGGCGGGCUGGGGUGACGAGUGCGGCGGGUGUGGUACUGCCGAGGGCCAAGGUGCAGUUGUCCGAAGCGUAUAGCGCCAACACUCCCCACUUGGACAGCGGAGAGCGAAAGAUAUUCCUGCUGACUCUGGCUACUCACCUGGCAUGCGCUGAGGCCCGUCUUGCACUGGACGCCUUCGGCGAGGCCGAUGUGAAGCUGUACGAUCACGUACGCGCUAAGGAUGUGAAGUCAAAGAUAUAUCACACACUUUUGGAACAACAGAAUACGCGCCUCGCACUCCUGUCCGUGUGCUUUGAGUUGCUAGAAACGAGCAUCGUUACCAUGGUGACCAACCACCCCGAUGAUUCUGGAUUUGAUUGGCUGCUGGUGUUUGCGGCCAAAGCGCGGGGUCCCAUUACCGAGUGCGUGGAGAGUGUGCUGCAGUUUCUGUCAGAUGUCUAUGAGCACCUUCAGAACAGACUCAAGACAUACACAGAUAGUAGCUCGUCGGUUAAAGCAAAGCGUGCUACGAGUUCGGGACAGGACGGAGAGGUGCUGCGAUUGAGGCCAAGCCGACUGCAACCACGUGUGGAGAAGGUAUGUGCUGCCGAGGACGAGAGAGUCGGGGAUGCGAACAGCGCUGUGCACGAUGCAGGAGACAACGGCACUGCAGUAAACGACCUUACACACAUCACUGACAGGACGAGUAAGGUCAUCGAUAUGGGCGCGGGCGAACCGGUUUGUCCCGUUAUCACCAAAGAUGCGUGCCAGGAGACGGGGACUGAAGAGAGUGUGCCGGUCGAUGGUGUAGGUAUACCCGCGAGUGAUGGUUACACAGAGGCGCUGCAGCUGGCGUGUGUGCGGGUGGUGGGGGCAUACUUUGCGGAGGAGACUGAUGAUCUGCAGACGAAGCUACAAAGCACCAUGCCUGCACUCAUGUCUCUGUGCCGCCACGGCGGUAGCACUGGACCUGCUACUACCAGGAGUACCGAACAGCACUCCGCGACCGACGCCAAGCAAGACCAAUCCGCAAGUAGUAGAACGGGAGUGGGCUCUCAGGCGCGAACGCGCACAGGUGCAGAUACAGUUGCGGAUGGGGCCAGCGCAAUGCGUGCGCCAGACGGCUCAGUGGAUGGUGGCGAGUGGGUGGCCCUCGGGAUGUUACUGCCUAUGCUGUUGAAUGUCUCGUGCGAUACGGACGGGGGUGGGCAACGGGCGUUUAUUGCGGCAGAGGGGUUGGAGGUGGUGGGGAAGGGGUUGCUGAGGGUACUACAGGCCCGGAAGACGUGUGUGGACUAUCAAGGGAGUUCACAUGAAGGUGCCGAUGGGGUACAGAGUGGUACUACGGCCCAGACAGUCGGCCGGGAUAUAGUGCGCGGUCACACAAGGAUAGGUGACGGGGCGGAUACGACACACUCCCCGGCUGAAACGACAAAUACGACUAAAGAAAGGACAACUACGACUGAAGAACGGACAAGUACGACGACAAGUGCGACUAAAGAAACGACAAAUACGACUGACGAGACAAUACAAACAAAGGGUGCAGCUCGUGCUGCCUCGUCGCACAGCCUUGAGCACGUGAGUGCGGAUGGAUGUGGAAAUGGAGUGUUGCGUGGCUUUGGUGACAUAGCUUCGCUCUCCUUCCUGGAGAACUCCGUCAAUGUGAUGCUGAACGUGGCGGUGCUAGAUGGCGCGGUACAGUGCUUCCGGCCAGUAUACACUGACUUGGCUCGGGGCCUUAUUGAGUCGCCUCCAGAAGAACUAUUUCUCCGCGUGUGCUCGUGUGCACUGUUGGCCUUUAUAGUGCAGCACACGGUAUCCGAGCGCAACAGGGGCAUAUCUGCCACUCCCGGAUUCCAAGCAGGUGUAGUGGAUAUGCUUCAGUUUGUUUCCGCCACGUGCGAAACUCUCUUGCGAGAUUGCAUAUCAAAUGCUCAGCCAGCACCGUCCCAACGCUCGCAAACUGGUACUACCGUUGAACCAAAGGAUGUUGAACUUCCGCUGGGCAAUGUUGGCAAGGUACUUGUACCGGCGGGUUACGACUACGAGGGGAUCAGAGAACCUUGGUUCCUGUGCAUGCAGGCGUUAGCAGGGUGUGUGCGCGUGCUGCCCUCAGCACAAGUAACCGCUGCGGUACUAGAGACCGGGGCGUUGCACACAAUCACAUCGGCGGUGGGGAGGAGAAGUGAGCGGCAGUUGAAAGCCGUGCCUGACCUUGUCAUGGCGUGUACAGGGUUGGCCGAGGCGGUGGCUACCCAUUGUCCGGCUGCGGCUGCGGCUGCGGCUGCGGCUGCGAGUCUGUAA